Molecule: messenger RNA, 701 nt
Organism: Hevea brasiliensis (rubber tree)
Lineage: Eukaryota; Viridiplantae; Streptophyta; Magnoliopsida; Malpighiales; Euphorbiaceae
Product: protein MOTHER of FT and TFL1
Exons: 4
Coding region: 40-558 (172 amino acids)
Biological process (GO): positive regulation of seed germination; response to abscisic acid
Source: RefSeq, a predicted model, not a curated record
CUUUCAUAUCAUCUUCUUCUUCUUCUUCUUUUGGUUUUAAUGGCUGCUUCUGUUGAUCCUCUGGUUGUGGGUCGUGUUAUUGGUGAUGUGAUUGAUAUGUUCGUUCCUAGUGUGAGUAUGUCUGUGUAUUAUGGGUCUAAGCAUGUCACUAAUGGCUGUGAUAUUAAGCCUUCUAUUGCUGUCACUCCUCCUAAGCUCAGCAUUUCUGGUCAUCCCGACCACCUCUAUACUCUGGUGAUGACAGACCCUGAUGCACCAAGCCCUAGUGAACCCAGCAUGAGAGAGUGGGUUCAUUGGAUAGUGGCAGAUAUACCUGGUGGAACAAAUCCUAGUAAAGGGAAGGAGAUAUUGUCGUACGUGGGUCCUCGUCCGCCAGUGGGAAUUCACCGCUACAUACUGGUGCUUUUCCAGCAAAAGAUGGAGCUGGGGAUGGCAGAGCAACCGCAAUCACGGGCUAAUUUCAACACAAGGAUGUUUGCUGCACAUUUGGACUUGGGACUGCCAGUUGCUACUGUCUACUUCAAUGCCCAGAAGGAGCCUGCUAGUCGCAGGCGCUAAAUAAUUAUAUAUAGGCUUAGUGCUUAUAUGCUUGGUGCUUAUGGUUAAUUUCCAUGUUAAUAAACUACAAGUCUACUCUAAAUUAAGAAGCUUUGCUUAAUGUUUUUUUCUUUCCCUAAUAUAGAUAUAAUAUUUAAUUGCUA